UACACAUGCAAAAAAUAUAUUUAUACUUCACAAAGUGUUAAUGCCCUCAAUUGAGUUUAUAAAUCGAUAAAAAAAACUACACUGGAGAAGUUUGAAUAAAUAAUUAAGUUGCUAUUAUAUUUUUUGUUCGUGGAAUUGUGGAGAUUGAAACUAAUGUAUUGAUAGAGAUAAAGACGUCAGAUACUUUUUUUCAUUAAAAUUAUCUUUAAAUAGAUUCGAACGAUGUCUUCUGCACCAAGGCCGCCUUUUGCACCGUCACAACAAAUGAGACCUCAAAUGGGUGCCCCUGCUCCAGGAUCUCCAUCGCCAAGACAGCCAAUGCCACAAGCUCAAGGAAUGAAUAGUCAACAACAGAGACAAAUGGCGCCACCACAACUACGUAGAGUUGAUAGUCAAGGAAAUGUUUUGCCUAACCAGGGACAACCGCCAAGACCUGGAAUGCAACAGCAAGUUCGGCCACCUUCCAGUGGUGGGACAACAAGUCCACCUGGUCAAGGUGGUCCCGGACCCAGACCUCAGGGUGCUUUCCCUUGGACUGGGCCACCUAGUGGGCAGCAAAAUCGUCCACCAGCUGCAUUUGGCAACCAACCUCAGAACCAAGGUGGUAGACCACCAUUUCCUCGCCCGGGUUCCGGAGGACCUGGUAACCAGCCACAGUUCCGUCCACCAUACCAACAGCAACAACAAUAUCAAGGAAUGCCACAACAAUUUCCUCCUCAAGUCCAACAAAGACCGUUUGCCCCACAAGGCGGUACACAACCCAGCUCUCCAAUGAGCAAAACUAACAGUCAUGACGAUGAUGACAGUGAUGUUGUUUUUGGACAAGCAGUCACUCCGUUAAAAAUGCCAUCAGCUGGAGCACCAGCACCUGUGAAACUUAAUCAAGUAUUAGAUGAUGUAAAAACAAAUCCAGAAUUGGUACCAAGUAUAGAUACAAAUGCGAAGAAUGCAUCCUUUGGUGAUUCAAAUGGCAAGAAACAUUUAAAGGAUAUUGAUGAAGAAGAAACUGAAAACCGUCCAGUAGAGUCAAAAGCGAAUGAAACAACGCUCGGAUCUUCCGAAUCUGGUUCACAUUCAACUAAAUUGACAAAUUUCCAGAAAAUAAGUGGAGAUGUUAGCGAAAAAACAAAUAAGCCUGAAAAUCCAAAUAAGAUUGAAAAUUCAAGAAAACCUGAUGGUUCUCCGAAAGAGGCAACUUUCAAUAAGGAUAUAAAAGGAGAUAAUGAUAGUGGAGUCGAUGAAUCUACGCAGGAAAAGGAUCGAAACGGACCAACUUCACCAAGCUCUCCCGCCAAGACACCAACUAAGCCUACCUCAGGCAUUUCAAGACCCCCAAGUGCAACACCAUCAAAUAAGUCCACCAAAUCACGUAGCGCUUCUAGAUCAAGGCUAGCUCUCAAGACACCAGAACCAGAUACAGGAAAAAUAAAAGUUCCAAUGAAUAAGAUUCAAGUUGGUAAUGCUCCUUCACCCAAUUUGAAGGCAGUACGUUCAAAAAUUGGCUCACUUGACAAUGCCACCUAUAAGCCUGGCGGAGGUAAAAUUAAAAUCGAAAGCAAGAAAAUUGAAAUUAAAGCAGCACCAAGAAUCGAAGCGAAAAAUGACAAAUAUACUCCAAAGGGUGGAGAUAAAAAGAUAGUUUCAACGAAAUUACAAUGGAAUGCUAAAUCUAAAAUCGGAUCUCUAGAGAACGCCAAUCAUAAGCCUGGCGGUGGUGAUAAAAAAAUUGAUACAAUUAAAGCGGACUUUAAGGAUAAGGCUAAGCCAAAAGUUGGCUCUAAGGAUAAUGUUAAAUAUGCUCCUGGGGGUGGUGAUAUUAAGAAGGACGAUGUUCCAAAGGACAUACAAACUCAUAAGCUAGAAAUUAAAGCACAAAGCAAAAUUGGAUCUUUGGAUAAUGUAAAGCACAAACCAGGUGGAGGGGAUAAGAAAAUAUUCGAUGACAAGGAUUAUUUAAAGAAUGUUGAGCACCCUGUUGCACUGACUUCACCUUCACAGUUUUGGAAAGCCCCUAAAAUUACAAGAGCUACAACACUUACAUCAUCAAUGUCAUUGCCCGCCGAGUGUUUGGUUCUAUCUGUAUCAAUGCCAUCAUUAAAUGAUAAACGACCAAAAAGUGCUGGACCAAAGAGUGCUAGAAAGCCAGGACAGGCAAUACAUCCGAAACCUUUUCGAUUAUUUUAAUAGAAAAUUAUACAGAUAUCUUUAAUUUUAUUAAUAAAAAAAUAUAAAACAAAUAAAAUCAUCAUUGCGGAAAAUAUUCCUUUAAAACAAAAUAAAU
Episyrphus balteatus (marmalade hoverfly) is the source of this 2281-nucleotide messenger RNA. RefSeq names its product microtubule-associated protein tau (gene tau). Bases 223 to 2184 code for a protein of 653 amino acids. Gene Ontology annotation, biological process: neuron projection development; microtubule cytoskeleton organization. Gene Ontology annotation, molecular function: microtubule binding. The record is from RefSeq and is a predicted model, not a curated record. Gene Ontology annotation, cellular component: neuron projection. The transcript is spliced from 9 exons. Lineage: Eukaryota; Metazoa; Arthropoda; Insecta; Diptera; Syrphidae.